This is a messenger RNA of Aethina tumida (small hive beetle), 2749 nucleotides long. Its product is annotated as arrestin domain-containing protein 1. Gene Ontology annotation, biological process: protein transport. Bases 1222 to 2535 code for a protein of 437 amino acids. NCBI's taxonomy places the organism in Eukaryota, Metazoa, Arthropoda, Insecta, Coleoptera, Nitidulidae. The record is from RefSeq and is a predicted model, not a curated record. The transcript has 7 exons. Gene Ontology annotation, cellular component: cytoplasm.
GCCAAGAAAAUUAAGGUUACACAAUUCAUAGGGCACAAAAUGUCUGUGAUUAUUAAAAAAAUGAUAUCAAGCAUUUAGGAAAAUUAAGGUUAAUUGAGUUCUAUCCUCAUAGGCUCAGAGUAUUUUUAUUUUGGUUUUGUACAGGUCAUUUUUGGGAGUGAUUUUGUUCAAAUAGUGGAAAGAAUUUCAACAAUGCAUUUGAAAGUACUCAAGCAUUAAUAAACCAUAAUAUAUGUUACAGUGUGGCCCAUUUGAAAGCAGGACACCCUCUUAAAAUUUGCAUUUUUUGUCCAAUUUUUUUUUCAAUUUUAAAGCAGGAAAACAUGUGCUUAUAGUCAAAAACUCACGUUUCUUGGCCCAAAACCAAAAGGAUAAUUUUUUUUGGCAUUUUAUGAGGGUGUCCCCCUUUCAAAUGACUCUAUGGACUUACUCCUAUUUAGUAAUAACUGUGUAUAUGUAACAAAACAGUGGUAAAACAAAGACAUAUUUAAUAUUAUUUAAAUUAUGAUCUAUUUCUUAACAUAACUGUAAUUCUUUAAUAAUCUUGAUUAACAAUUUGCUUAUUUACAGUUUAAAUAAACAUUACUUAAAUAUCACUUAACAUGUAGUAUUAAUAGUUUAAUUUAAAAUGAGCUUAACAUUGUAAAUAAAAUCACACAAGAUUCUAAAUAAUCAACAAUGAAAUCACAAUUGUCAAUAAACUUUUACUGUUGUUAUACUUUUAUUGACUGUUAAACAUACAACAUGAAUUUGCUGUCUGUUUCUAAGAACACACAUUACUAUUUAUAGUUAAUUAUGAAAUAUACAUCUCUUAUUAAAUGUUAUCAAAAUAUUUUGUGUUUUAUUUAAAACAAUACACAUACAACACCAUAUUCUUUCCUAAAUUUUCAUUUUAUACCUAAAUCAAUAUAAUUUUUUUAAAACAUGGGUUAAACAUACAACUUGAAUUUCCUGCUUGUUUCAAAGGAAACAACGUCUCUCAUGUUAACACAUACAGCAAUACAACAAAUUAUAUAGAUAAUAAUUGUACGAAUUCUGUGUAAUAUAAUAUGUCUUAUUUAACUCAACUCAUUAGUUGGUUAUAACAAGGCCAUAGCGAUUGAUUUAUAUUUACAUCGUGUUCAUUCAGUACUUACCGGGUUCAACGGACUAUCCUCUGUAUCUCUUAGCUCGCCAAAAUUAGAACAAAACAGAUAAGUAAGGCAAUAUUACAUCAUUAAGAUGAGUUGCAAAGUAAUAAUCGAUAGCACAAACUUUCAACCCGGAUCUCUGAUAACUGGAAAAGUAUUAGUAAACAUGAACAACGAAAAAAAUAUCAGAGGUGUGACAGUCCGUUUAAAAGGUGAGGAACACACGGAAUGGGAAGAGCGAGAGAGUCAUUAUAACACAACGACGGAGAAAGAAGAGGUAGUUUAUCAAAGAUACACCGGAGAUCAUACUGUAUGUGAGCAUGAAACACAACUACGUGGUUCUGGUAAAUUGGAACCUGGUCAGUAUACUUUCCCUUUCGAAUUCCAUUUGGACAGGGACAUACCCUCUAGUUAUAAAGGAACUUAUGGGUAUAUAGAAUACAGUAUUAAAGGAAAGGUGGAUCUGGCCUAUCAAUUCGAUUAUGUAGAUAAAGUUUACUUAAACAUAAACUCACCAAUUAAUUUCAAUAACAUGUCUUGGGAUUUACAACAAGCAGUUUAUGCAGAAGACGAUAAAACUGUUUGUUGCUUCUGUUGCUCACAAGGAGAAAUAACUUUUAAAAUGACAAUACCUAAAAGGGCGUAUGUAAUAGGGGAAAGCAUACUUGUUCAUGUGGAUAUUACCAACUUGUCCAACGUUAACGUUGAUAACGUUAACAUGAGAAUCAUACAGACCACAGAAUCAACGACACAUUCACCAAGUACCAAAGAAAAGUACGAAACAGACGUAGUUGUAUCAGUAGAUCACACUGGUGUUGGUGCAAAUGGUUGCCACAACUUUUACAUGACCCUAGACAUUCCUACGUAUCUCCAAAUAUACAAUUUUAAAGGUAGCAGCUUAUUCAGCAGCUCUUUUAGACUUGAGGGCUGCUGCAACCUACCUGAUUGCCAUACCGAUUUAGAGCUGAAUCUUCACCUUGUCCUGGGUCACAUUCAACACGAAAGAAGCCCGACGGUGGUGCCACCAGAUGAAUCGACAACCAUGACCCAACAACUAGGUGUGCCAAGAGGAAACAACGACGAAUGGGAAGACAUCGGUGAAACCACUGAGAUAGGCGACGAACAACCGCCACCCUACCAAUCUCACAUAGGUUUCAACAUUCCUUCCGCACCAGAUCCGUCGUCAAAUGGGAACACGGUUCCACAACUACCCACGGCUGGAUUUGUAGCCAUGCCCAUGCCCGGACCGUCUGCACCUGUGUCCGAGCCUGAGCCACUGAAUCCGGAGAAAGGUGUCUUUGGAGGAGGGCCUCCUUCUGCACCUCCUGAUGAUCCAUCAAGGCCCAGUGCUCCAGAACUACCUCCUCCUUCGUACGAAGAAAUAAGUGGAAACAAGUCUCAAUAGUUGAAGGCUGCUUUAGGCGCUUACAGUAGCAGCAAAAAGCAAAAAAGCUUGUCAAUUGCUUGUGUUUCCUGUAAGCUUUUUAAACCUACAAUGACACCUUUGAUGUGAUAUUACGCCACAACUCGAGAUUAAAAAUAUAUUCUUGUACGUGUGUUGAAACGCUUAUUGCUUUUAUGUAUAAUAAACUUACAUAUAAUAAAUAUUUUACAAAAUA